AAGAGAACCGAAUUGGGCACGUGUAAUUUCGCCUAUGCAGACGCGAUCCCCCCAGUACAGGAUGCCUUAUUUCAACGUUGAUCGAGGUAUAUGGUCCAGCCCUGUCCCACAUUCUUGGGUUCCCAGGACAUCGUCAAAAGUUGGGGCGGAAAAGCCCGCCCACGCCCCUACACGUCGCGCGCAGCGAAUUCACACUGAUAAACGUGCCUCAUGGCAUCUCCUACCCCAACGCCCGCAUAUGCGGAAUUCCAGAACUCAAGCCCAGAAGUCCACAUGCGAGCAGAACCACCACCGCAAGCACCGCCAGUGGUCCACAAAUAUGAGGUCGGGCCGGAUCACGACUACAACCAACCGCACUAUGCACAGGGCUACUAUGGACAGGAGAAAGGUGUAGAGGCACAACCGCCAGUGCAACAAUCGCCGCCUAAGAAGAGAUUUCUAGGCCUUUCUCGAGGAGUAAUAAUCGCUAUUGUCGUUGGUAUAAUUUUGAUCAUCGUCGGUGUUGUUGUCGGCGUGGUGCUUGGGACGAGGACCAAAAGUAGUAAUAAUGAGGGCACAAAGCUACCAGCGGAAACCGCUUCCUCAAUCGUUUCCUCCCAGACAGCACAGACAGCACGGACAGCACAAGCUACGACUAGCACACCCUCUUCUUCUUCCGCUACUACGACUUCAAGAACAUCUUCGGCCUCUAGUAGCGCAACAGCCUCCGUGACGAUACUACAGGCCAUCUAUGCAACAAACGACGUGACUGAAAAAGCCCGAAAUUCGCUGCAACAGGGAGCCAAUCUCGUUGUGGACAUGGAUGACAAGGGACCAUGGGCAGAACCAGAUCCAUGGUUUGGGACCAACAAGUGUCUCUCUAUCCUUCACCAAGCGGGCACCAGUAUUCGUACGUUCGUUGCUUGCGAAGGCGACGGCGUCUUCACUCUGGUACCUGAACGCGUGGGUCCUUUCCCCAAUGCGCAGGAGAUCACCAGACAAGGCCCGAAGGACAACAAUUUUGCGAUCGCGAGCAUAGUAUGGGGAAAGACGGAGUUAAGAGAAGGAGACUUAUACGAGAAAGUCUGGGAUUUGAAGAAAAAUAAUACGGCGGUGCCAUUCACCAACGACUUCUUUGGAAUCGAUACUCACUUUGGUAAUGGGAAGAGUGGUGUAAUCUUCUACACGCAAGACGAUUUCAAAACCUUCAGGAGCUUGAUUGGCAAGGAGGAUGGCAGUACUUCUUGGUAGUUUCAAUAUCUUUCUUUCCAGAUUGUAUUGAUAGACUUUAAAUUUUUAUUAAUUCGCUAAAACAAUCCCACAUUUCAUCCUUUUCG
Molecule: messenger RNA, 1316 nt
Organism: Aaosphaeria arxii CBS 175.79
Lineage: Eukaryota; Fungi; Ascomycota; Dothideomycetes; Pleosporales
Exons: 2
Coding region: 211-1230 (339 amino acids)
Source: RefSeq, a predicted model, not a curated record